Messenger RNA from Dipodomys ordii (Ord's kangaroo rat), 1518 nucleotides. RefSeq names its product transketolase-like 2 (gene Tktl2). Gene Ontology annotation, molecular function: transketolase activity; thiamine pyrophosphate binding. The annotation marks the transcript as partial. The record is from RefSeq and is a predicted model, not a curated record. The transcript has a single exon. Lineage: Eukaryota; Metazoa; Chordata; Mammalia; Rodentia; Heteromyidae.
UCCCCGCGCCUGCCCUUCGUGGACGUGGCCACGGGCUCCCUCGGGCAGGGCCUGGGCGCCGCCUGCGGCCUGGCCUUCACCGGCAAGUACUUGGACAAGGCCAGCUACCGGGUGUUCUGCCUCCUGGGAGAUGGCGAGUCCUCGGAGGGCUCCGUCUGGGAGGCGCUGGCCUUCGGCUCCCAGUACAACCUGGACAACCUCGUGGCGGUGUUGGACGUGAACCGCCUGGGGCAGAGCGGCGCCGCCCCGCCGGGCCGCCGCCCCGACGUGUACCGGCGGCGCUGCGAAGCCUUCGGCUGGAACGCCUACUCGGUGGACGGCCACGACGUGGAGGCGCUGUGCCAGGCCUUCUGGCAAGCAGCGCAAGUGAAGAACAAGCCCACCGCCGUCAUCGCCAAGACCUUCAAGGGUCGAGGUGAGCCCCACAUGGAGGAUGCCGAAGAGCAAGCCGAUGCAGUUAUCGCAUCCCUGGAGAGUCAAAUAAGAUCCAACCGCCAUCUCACACCCAAGGCCCCCGUGGAAGACUCGCCGCAGAUCAACACCAAUAACGUGAAAAUGGCCUCGCCUCCUGCUUACAGACUGGGCGAGAAGAUAGCCACCGGAAAAGCCUCUGGUUUGGCCCUGGCUAAACUGGGCCAUGCUCACAAAAGAGUUAUUGUUUUGGACUGUGACCCGAAAAACUCCAUCUACUCCGAGAUUUUCAAGAAAGAGCAUCCGGAGCGCUACAUAGAGUGUCUGAUGGCCGAGCAGAACAUGGUGAGCGUGGCUCUGGGGUGUGCUACCCGAGGGCGGACCAUUGCCUUUGCCAGUACCUUUGCUGCCUUUUUCACCCGCGCCUUCGAUCAGAUCCGAAUGGGUGCCAUCUCGGACACCAACAUCAAUCUGAUUGGUUCUCACUGCGGGGUGUCCUUUGGUGAAGAUGGACCCUACCAGAUGGCGCUAGAGGACCUGGCCAUGUUCCGAAGCAUUCCCAAUUGCACCAUCUUCUAUCCAAGCGAUGCCGUCUCCACGGAGCACGCUGUUUAUCUGGCUGCCAGUACCAAGGGAAUGUGCUUCAUUCGGACCAGUCAGCCGGAAACUGCAGUGAUCUAUACCCCACAUGAACCUUUUGAGGUCGGACAGGCCAAGGUCAUCCACCAGAGUGCCCAGGACAAGGUGACAGUUAUCGGAGCUGGAGUUACUCUCCAUGAAGCCUUAGCAGCUGCUGAUGAUCUUUUCCAGCAAGGCAUUUCUGUUCGUGUCAUUGACCUAUUCACCAUUAAACCAUUGGAUGCUGCCACCAUCAUCUCCAGUGCAAAAGCCACAGGUGGCCGGAUUAUCACUGUGGAAGACCACUAUCUAGAAGGUGGCAUUGGAGAAGCUGUGUGUGCAGCCGUCUCCGGAGAGCCCGACAUCCACGUUCAUCGGCUGGCGGUGACGGAGCUGCCUCGAAGUGGGAAACCUGGGGAAUUGCUGGAUAUGUUUGGAAUCAGUGCCAGACACAUCAUAGCAGCUGUGAAAUAUACUUUAAAGAACUAA